AUGGGAUUGGAUGAAGAGGUUCUAUCUAGAUUCAAUGACAACCGUCUCAAAGACUUUUGGUAUGGCCCUUUGGAGGAACUGGCGCUUUUCAAUUUUUGGAAAAGUGUUAAAGACAAAGAAGAAGGAUCCAAUCUUCAAUCAAACGAUCCGUUUGAUGAUGUGCUAGUUUUGCCUAGAGUAUAUGACAAGAAAGGUGAUCGUAAGCGUAAGACACAAGAACACUUUCCUUCUGUGGCAACUAGUACCAAAUGGCUAGAAUGGUACAAUAAAAAGGAUCAAGCGAAGAAAGAGCAGGAAAAAGCUAAGCUAGCAAGGAUCGAGCAAAGAAAACUGCUGAAAGAGCAAAAGGAAGAAGAAAAUCUAAUGAAAAAGUUGUCUAGAGAAAGCAAGCAAAAUGUUAUAAAAAAAGCCGAAGCAGCAAAGUAA
Molecule: messenger RNA, 426 nt
Organism: Ochlerotatus camptorhynchus
Lineage: Eukaryota; Metazoa; Arthropoda; Insecta; Diptera; Culicidae
Exons: 2
Coding region: 1-426 (141 amino acids)
Source: RefSeq, a predicted model, not a curated record